Molecule: messenger RNA, 4799 nt
Organism: Talpa occidentalis (Iberian mole)
Lineage: Eukaryota; Metazoa; Chordata; Mammalia; Eulipotyphla; Talpidae
Gene: CDH3
Product: cadherin 3
Exons: 16
Coding region: 60-2546 (828 amino acids)
Biological process (GO): calcium-dependent cell-cell adhesion; adherens junction organization; multicellular organism development
Cellular component (GO): catenin complex; cytoplasm; plasma membrane
Molecular function (GO): cadherin binding; calcium ion binding
Source: RefSeq, a predicted model, not a curated record
AGCUGAGCCGGGUACCCGCUCGCCGUCGCGCCGGCUUCUUCGCCGCCCUCGCUCGGGUCAUGGGGCUCCCCCGCGGGCCUCCCGCGUCCCUCUGCCUCCACAUCCUCCUCCAGGCGCUCGUUUGCUGCCGGCCGUGCGCCGCCUCGGAGCCGUGCGGGGCGCGCUUCGGGGAGGCUGAACUGACCUUGGAGGCGGGGGGCGCGGAGCUGGAGCCGGGCCCGGCGCUCGGGAAAGUAUUGUUCAUGGAUUGCCCUGGACAAGAGGCCGCCCUGCAGGGAGCCAAGGACCACUUCCCUGUGCUGAGCGACGGAACAGUACAGGAAAGAAAGGCUUUGGCAAUCUCUCCAUUCAAACGUAUCUUACGAAGACGCAAGAGAGAAUGGGUGGUACCGCCAAUAUCUGUCCCUGAAAAUGGCAAGGGCCCCUUCCCUCAGAAGCUGAAUCAGCUGAAAUCUAACAAGGACAGAGGUACCAAGAUUUUCUACAGCAUCACGGGGCCUGGGGCAGACAGCCCCCCUGAGGGGGUCUUCACUAUAGAGAAGGAAACAGGCUGGUUGUUGUUGAAUAAGCCCCUGGACCGGGAGCAGAUUGCCAAGUAUGAGCUCUAUGGCCACGCCGUGUCAGAGAAUGGGGCCUCUGUGGAAGAGCCCAUGAACAUCUCCAUCAUUGUGACAGACCAGAAUGACCAUAAGCCCAAGUUCACCCAGGACGUCUUCAGAGGGAGUGUCCUGGAGGGCGUAUUACCUGGCACUUCUGUGAUGCAGGUGACAGCCACGGAUGAGGACGAUGCUGUCAACACCUACAACGGGGUGGUUGCUUACUCCAUCCACAGUCAGGAGCCGAAGGAACCGCACGACCUCAUGUUCACAGUUCAUCGGAGCACAGGCACCAUCAGUGUCAUCUCCAGCGGCCUCGACCGAGAGAGAGUCCCUGAGUACACGCUGACCGUCCAGGCUACAGACAUGGACGGGGACGGCUCCACCACCACAGCAGUGGCCAUCGUGGAAAUCCUCGAUGCCAACGACAAUGCUCCUGUGUUUGACCCCCAGAAGUAUGAGGCCCAUGUGCCUGAGAAUGAGGUGGGCCAUGAGGUGCAGAGGCUGACGGUGACCGACCUGGAUGUGUCCGACUCACCGGCCUGGCGCGCCACCUACCGCAUUGUGGGAGGCGACAACGAGGACCGUUUUGCCAUCAGCACCCACCCUGAGAGCAACCAGGGUGUCCUGACAACCAGGAAGGGUUUGGACUUUGAGGCCCAGAACCAGUAUACCUUAUACAUUGAAGUGACCAAUGAGGUUCCCUUCGUGGUGAAGCUCCCAACCUCCACGGCCACCGUCGUGGUCCUAGUGGACGAUGUCAACGAGGCGCCCGAGUUUGUCCCACCCUACAAAGCCUUCGAGGUCCAGGAGGGACUCUCCGUGGGGACGUCCGUCUGCACCUACACCGCGCAGGACCCUGAUGAGGGCACGCAGAAGAUCAGUUACCACAUCCUGAGAGACCCAGCAGGAUGGCUAGAGAUGGACCCAGACAGUGGGCAGGUCACCGCAGCUGGUGUCUUAGACCGUGAGGAUGAGCGGUUUGUGAGGAAUAAUGUCUAUGAAGUUGUGGUCUUGGCCACGGAUGAUGGGAGCCCUCCCACCACUGGCACGGGCACCCUCCUGCUAACACUUAUCGACAUCAACGACCACGGCCCGGUGCCCGAGCCCCUUCAGAUCACCAUCUGCAACCAAAACCCUGUGCUCCAAGUGCUGAACAUCACGGACAAGGACCUAUCACCGCACACCUCCCCUUUCCAGGCCCGGCUCACACAUGACUCCGACAUCUACUGGACAGCAGAGGUCAGCGAGAAAGGCGACUCUGUGGCCUUGUCCCUGAAGAAGUUCCUGAAGCAAGGCCCAUAUGACGUGCAUCUGUCUCUGUUGGACCAUGGCAGCAGGGAGCAGCUGACGGUGAUCAGGGCCACUGUGUGCGACUGCCACGGCCAUGUGAAGACCUGCCCCGACCGUUGGAAGGGGGGCUUCCUCCUGCCUGUGCUGGGGGCUGUCCUGGCUCUGCUGCUCCUCCUGCUGGUGCUGCUCUUCCUGGUGAGAAAGAAACGGAAGGUCAAGGAACCGCUUCUGCUCCCAGAAGAUGACACGCGGGACAACGUCUUCUACUAUGGCGAAGAGGGAGGAGGCGAGGAGGACCAGGACUAUGACAUCACCCAGCUCCACCGUGGCCUGGAGGCCCGGCCUGAGGUGAUCCUGCGCAAUGACGUGGCGCCCACCUUCAUCCCCACGCCCGUAUACCGCCCGCGCCCCGCCAACCCAGACGAGAUCGGGAACUUCAUCAUUGAGAACCUGAAGGCGGCGAACACAGACCCCACUGCCCCCCCUUACGACUCCCUGUUGGUGUUUGACUAUGAGGGCAGUGGCUCGGACGCCGCCUCCCUGAGCUCCCUCACCUCCUCGGACCAGGACCAGGACCAGGACUAUGACUACCUGAGCGAGUGGGGCAGCCGCUUCAAGAAGCUGGCCGACAUGUAUGGCGGCGGCGAGGAUGACUAGGCCUCCCGUCAGCAGGGCCAGGAACCGGACGUCAGGCCACGGCCACAGCUCCCAGGUGUCCCAGUCCCACCUCAGCCAAGGACUUUGGAGCUGGUCGAGAGCGGCUAUAGCAGCUCGGAGGGGAGAGACCUGAGUCCGACAUUGAGGGGUUGGUUUCUGAGCCUUUGGGAACAGAGCCACGUGGGCAGUUUGCUUUCAACACUAAAAACCUCUCAGCUCAAGCCGGGGUUGCCCCGGAAGCCGAAUUUCUGAAACUCUCAUCUGCCAUAGAAUGUGCUGCGCCGUCUCCUGGGCCCAGACUGAUUUUGACCCUCCUCGUGGUGACAUUCUUCUGGAAUGGACCCUUCUCCUUAGAAAAAGGUCUUGUUGUAACCUGGUUUUUUUGGUUUUUUUUUUUUUUUUUGUUUUUUUUAAUUUUUAAAAAGUUAGAGGCAGGUCCUCAGCCAUCCCCUGGAGUCCUCUGGAAGCCCAGCCUGGACCUGCUGUGUGUGGAGCCCUCGCCACUCAUCCCCAGGCCCGAGGCCUCAUGUUCAAAUGGGUUACAGCGUUUUUAUACUAAGUGUGUCUAGUUUGUUCUUUUUUAUUUUCCCUUUCAAGUGUAGAUGAAGAGUGAUGACAAUCGUGUAAAUGUGCUAGAACCUUUUUUAUUAAAGGAACUUUUCCCAGAGGUGCCAGGGAGUGACCUUUUUGACACAACUCACUGUAUCACACAGCCAUUUCAGGUGUACACUCAGUGGAUUUUAGGGUUUUCAGCUGGACUGGGGGCGUGAGCGCCUUUGCCCUGCCAGCCUCCCCCCAGCUUUCUCCCAGUGGUAGAGGAAGCUCAGGAUUCAUUUACGACCCAGGUCGGGGCAAACCAUCUGCCUCCCCCACAAAUUCCCAACUGCUCUUCUGUGUGUGAAGACCGUUAGCCUCCACCCAGGGCCUGAGCCCUCCCCCACGCCCCAGAGCUACCGGCGACAUCUUUUCUGGAAGGGUGACCGCUGUCGUGGGUGUGGUACUGGAGAGUUCGAGUCUGUGGGCACAAUGUCGAGAGGCAGGGGUAGGGGCUCCGACUCUGCUAUUUCCCAGCAAGUCUCUUAACCUCUGCGCUGGCUUCAGUUUUCCAUGUAUUAAAUGGGAGCUUCUCUGGAGACCGAAUGACACCUUACAUGGUAAGUGCCAUUCGUGUUCAUUGGUAGCAGUUACCAUUUAUUCAGGCCUUUGAGGGCCAGAUCGCUCUUAACUUGAAUGAUUUGCAAUCACACUGUGAAGGGAUUUUCCAACUUUAAAGAAUGGCCUCUUUGUAUUUUUUUUUUUAAAAUGACACCCGAUGGGCAUCAGAAUCAAGCCAGACAGAAAAUUAGAGAACUCGCCCAGGAUGCUGGUGAAACCGGAACAUUCCUAACAGCCCUGGGGCCUGAUGUAGGAGUAAGGGCAAAGAGGCAGCAGGGAGAAAACUAUUUCAUUUUUGCCUUUGCUAGAGUGAUGUUUCAAUUUCUCUUGACAAUGAACCAAAAGAAGGGACUCUGAAGUGAAGCCAAAGGGAUUGCUGAAGCUGAACUAAAUGUCCUUCCUGUAAGAGUGAGUCUUUCGAGCAGAGGUAGGCAGAGGGCCGCCCCGGCCCCCAGCAUCAGCCUCCCUGGCUGCACCAGAGACUGCAGGCAGGACCCGGCAGUGUGUGAGCCUCCCGGACAUCCAUGCACAUGCGCGUGUGAGACCGAGGCGCUCAGGAAGGACUGCAGGUGUCCUGACACCUCGGGGCCCAGAUGGAGAAAUCAAGAGAUGCAAGUAGGGUGAGACACCUCCCCUGUCUUUGGUCUGCAGCACCUGAGCCCACGGUCCAGGCCACCUCCCGCCUCUCACUCUGCGUCUCAGAUGCCUCCACCAGAGCCCUGCUCCUCUUGCUGGCGAGGUGGAGGAUUACAGGUACUGGAGCCAGCAAACCCCUGCUGCCCCUCAUCGCCAGCUCCCCUCUGUGGACCUGAAGCAAGCCUGAAGCCCUGCCUGUGCAACUGAGACUCGUAAUAAAACCAAAUAGCCACUCGCAAGGGGUUAAGCACAGCACUAUGAAGCUAUCCACAGCCUCUGCAACACGAGUUCAAUCCCCAGCCAGGGAGACGACCCACAUGGUGCAGUAGACCUCUUCUGUCUUGCCCGCUGCUCCCUUCAGCAGUCAGUCUGUCUGUUCUGUUCCCCACUCUGUCUCUGGUGAAUCCUGUCACCCCCCACCCGCCGCACCUCUGGCCUGUACCCCAGUUCUUGUAUGCAUAA